Molecule: messenger RNA, 1077 nt
Organism: Acanthopagrus latus (yellowfin seabream)
Lineage: Eukaryota; Metazoa; Chordata; Actinopteri; Spariformes; Sparidae
Product: dynein light chain Tctex-type 3-like
Exons: 6
Coding region: 332-685 (117 amino acids)
Biological process (GO): microtubule-based movement
Cellular component (GO): cytoplasm; kinetochore; cytoplasmic dynein complex
Molecular function (GO): dynein intermediate chain binding
Source: RefSeq, a predicted model, not a curated record
GACGAGAGAGCAGAAGAAGAAGAAGACAGGAGCAGAAGAAGAAAACAGGAGAAGAAGAGAGGAGCAGACGAUAAAAGGACGAGACGGUCACAUUUAAUCUCUCUAAUUUUCUGAUGUUUUAACUGAGUAAACGCGGGUGAAACAGCGAUAAAGCUCCAGCAGGUGUCAGCGGUUAGCUAGCUAGCGCGCGUUUCUUCUUCGGGGCUUUUGGUCGCCCGUCUUCUUCGUUGGCUCUGUUGACAGCUCACAGGAAGUCCACAACAUCUCCGUAUUUUUCUUCUGUUUUUGACCCCAUAAAAUAAAGACUUUCACCUCCUCACCGCCGCGCUCGAUGAGAGUAAUGGAGGAAUAUCAUAACGGCAACGAGGGCUCCUUCAACUCUGAGGAGGCUGAUGCCAUUGUUAAAGAGUGUAUCGAGAGCGUUGUCGGGAGUGAUGACUACAGCCAGAGUCUGGUGAACAAAUGGACAGCGAGCAUCGUUGAGCGCUGCCUCACUCAGAUGGUCAAAGUGGGGAAACCAUACAAAUACAUCGUGACGUGUGCUGUGAUGCAGAAAACGGGAGCGGGCCUCCACACAGCUAACUCCUGCUACUGGGACACCGCCAUGGACGGAAGUUGCACCGUCAGAUGGGAGAACCGAACCAUGUACUGUGUGGUCAGUGUGUUCGCUGUGGCUAUCGCAUAGACACACACGCACACACCAUGACCAUCACUACCACCAGAGGAGGAGUGCAGUGUGUUGAUGUGACCAGCAGGGGGCCACAGAGUCACAUCCACACUGCUCGGCUUCAGUUAAAGCUGCAGAAAAGAAACCAGCUGUAUUAUUUUCUCGUGUUUCUGCCUUCAGAUGCAUGAAAACAUCAUCGUCUUAUUGUAUUUAUCUUCUCAUGUCACUGCAGUGCUUUAAUAGUUUCAUUUAACUGAUAUUUAUCACUGAAGCCUGACAGCAUGAAGCAGCUGAAAUCAACACAUCCAGUUUGAUUAUUCUGUGUUUUCUGAUGUUUGUUAUCGUGUCAAUGAGAGGAAGAGGAGAGUUUUGUACUCAGAACUGCAGGAAAAUAAACAGGAAGAGAUUUA